Messenger RNA from Schistocerca piceifrons (Central American locust), 1560 nucleotides. Its product is annotated as alkaline phosphatase-like. Gene Ontology annotation, biological process: dephosphorylation. Gene Ontology annotation, molecular function: alkaline phosphatase activity. The record is from RefSeq and is a predicted model, not a curated record. Bases 1 to 1560 code for a protein of 519 amino acids. Lineage: Eukaryota; Metazoa; Arthropoda; Insecta; Orthoptera; Acrididae. The transcript has 7 exons.
AUGGGGCUCUCCACCGUCACCGCCGCACGCAUUCUCGCCGGGCAGCGCCUCGGAUCCUCCGGCGAGGACCACCACCUCACCUGGGACCGCUUCCCCGCCACCGCACUCGCCAGGACGUACAACGCCGACGCUCAGACGGGCGAGUCUUCGGCGUGUGCGACGGCGCUGCUGUGCGGAGUGAAGGCGAACCGAGAGACGGUGGGGCUGGACGCGCGCGCGCGCUUCGAGGACUGCCCGUCCAGCCACACGUCGCGCGUGCCGUCGCUGCUCUACUGGGCCCAACACAAAGGCAUGGCGACGGGCAUCGUGACGAACACACGCGUGACGCACGCGACGCCCGCUGCCCUGUAUGCCCACUCGGCUAGCCGCUACUGGGAGGACGACUCCAAGAUGUCGCCAGCUACGCGAAAGAUCUGCAAGGACAUCGCAAGGCAGCUCGUCGAAGACACACCAGGUCGCAAUAUCACGGUGGUGCUGGGCGGCGGGCGGCGACACUGGCUGCCGAGGGAGGCGCGCGACCCGGAGCUGGACGCUGAGGAGGGCCGCCGGCUGGACGGCCGCAACCUCAUCGAGGACUGGCUGCGCGACAAGAAGCGGCGCGGCCUGCGCGCCGCCUACGCCUGGAACCGCCAGCAGCUCAACCGGCUCGCGCGCACUCCGCUGGACCACCUCAUAGGGCUGUUCGCGUACUCGCACCUGGACUUCGAGGCGGACCGUGACACAGGUCCCGAGGGCGACCCGUCGCUCGCCGAGAUGGCGUUAGCCGCGCUGCAGCUACUGCGCCGCAGCCCCACCGGAUUCUUCCUCUUCAUAGAAGGCGGGCGCAUCGACCACGCGCACCACUACAACAACGCGUACCGCGCGCUGGACGAGACGCUGGCGCUGGACGCGGCGCUGUCCGCCAUCCUGCCGCUGGUGGACCUGCGCGACACGCUGGUCGUCGUCACGGCCGACCACUCGCACGUGCUCACCAUGGGCGCGCUCAACGCGCCGCGCGGCAACCCCAUACUCGGUGUGGACGGCAAGGUGUCCGACGUGGACUCGCUGGAGUACUCGGUGCUGCUGUACGGCAACGGGCCGGGGUACGCGUCGCCGCGCCUGGCGCCGGCCAACAGCAGCGGCGACCGCAACGCCGUGCACAGCUCGGCCGUGCCGCGCCAGUGGGCGACGCACGCGGGGGAGGACGUGCCCGUGUACGCGGCGGGCCCGCUCGCCACGCGCCUCUUCGCGGGCAGCGUCGACCAGACGUACGUGCCACACGCCGUCGCCUGGGCCGCCUGCCUGGGCCGCUACGCGUCGCGCUGCACCAACGCCAGCGGGGGCGGCGGCGGCGGCGCGCACGACGCGGACGGCCCGGCCGGCGCCUGCGACCGCGAGCGAGAGCGCGACCGCGCCGGCGCCAGCGUCGUCUUCCUGGCGAGCAGCGUGCAGGCGGACGCGUCGGGGGCCGGCCACGGACACGGCGCCGGCCCCGCCUCGGGCAGCGGGCCCAGCAUGCACAGGGCGCUGGCCGCGCCCGCGCUGCUGUGGCUCGCCGCCGCCGCCAGGGCGCGCCUCUGA